GGGGCGAGGGAUAACAGAGAGCUCACACGCGCAGGAGGGAGGAACGAAGGGAAACGACGAAUCGCGCGUCAGUAGUGGAACAGAAGCGUAUGCGGUAACGGCACACACUCAUACGAGCGUAUACUGUGUGACGAUACACUGAGGAGCAUACAGAGUCGAGAGCGUCGAGUUGCGCGAUAAAUGUGUUAUGUUGCAUUUCGGUGGCAUUUUCUUGCGCUGAAAUAACAAGAGUGAAGUGAGAGGGGCAGGCGGGGAAGAAGAGUGAGCGAGCACCAUCAACGUCGUCGCCGUGGUUGCCGCACUCGUGCUCACUGUCGAGCGGGACCGCGAACACCGCGCGGUGCGGCGUACCUGAUCGCCGUAGACGUCGUGUGGUCAUCGUGCUUGUGUCUCAUCGUAGUAAGUGCUAGAGUAGCGUAUUCGCUGGAGAAUGGCGUCGGACGAGGAGGUGGACGAAAGCUACGUAGGAGAGGAUGAUGUAGACGAAACUGGAGGACAAAUGUCCAAUGUUGGUCAGCAAGUAGACGGCUCAUCUGAUGCCGAAGAAUCUCAAAGACUGGAAGAAGAUGAUGACUAUGAACCAGAAGAAAGGAAAAAGAAAAAAGGUAAGAAGCGAAAAGCACGUAGUGAGGAUAAAAAGGGAAAGAAAAAGAAGAAAAAGAAAAAAUCUGAUUCGGGAGACGAAAGUGACUUUGGUGGUGGUGAAGCUGGCGAUGCAGCUGGGGAAGAUAGUGACUAUGCAGUCAAUAGGAAGAGUAGAAAAUCGUCAUCAAGGAAAUCAUCGAGUCAUAAUACACCAACCACUCAGAGCCAAGAACCUACAACAGGCAUGCCCACAAUUGAAGAAGUGUGCAAUACAUUCGGUUUAACGGAUGUACAUAUUGAAUAUUCUGAAGCCGAUUUCCAAAAUUUAACAACGUACAAGCUAUUCCAACAACACGUCAGACCACUCUUAGCGAAAGAGAAUCCGAAAGUCCCAAUGUCGAAACUUAUGAUGUUAGUGGCAGCUAAGUGGCGUGAUUUUUCUGAAUUGAACCCACACACACAACCAGAUGCGGAUGUUUCGUCCACAAAUGUAGACGAUGAUAGCAGAAAUGCUAGAGCGAAUCGUAGUGGUGCUAUGCAAGAGGCUGAAGAUGAAGAAGAGGAUGACGAGGAUAGUGAUCGGAAAAGAAAAUCACGAGGCUCGAGGGCAAAAAAGGGGAAGAAAGCUUCAAAAGUACCGACACUGAAGAUUAAGCUUGGGAAACGUAAACGAGGAAGCUCGGAUGAGGAAGCAGAAGGCAGUGCAGCAGGUUCUGAUAGAGAUUCCGAUAUGGAAUUUGAACAAAUGUUAGCCGAUGCGGAAGAGACUCCUGGUGCCGAGGGAAAUAAUAAAGGUGGUGUUGAGGACAGUGGCGUUGAACCGCUGGCUGAACCACCGGUUCGCAGAAAGGCGAAAACUAAAAUUGGCAAUAAGACGAAGAAAAAGAAGAAGACGAAAACUACUUCCAAAUUUCCAGACGGAGAGGAAGGUCUCCAGACUGACCAUCAGGAUUAUUGUGAGGUCUGCCAACAAGGUGGAGAGAUCAUUUUGUGCGACACGUGUCCCAGAGCGUAUCAUUUAGUAUGCUUAGAACCCGAAUUGGAGGAAACACCCGAGGGAAAAUGGAGUUGUCCUCAUUGUGAAGGAGAAGGUAUUACAGGUGCAGCGGAAGACGAUGACGAACACAUGGAAUUUUGUAGAGUAUGCAAAGAUGGUGGAGAAUUAUUAUGCUGUGACAGUUGUACGAGUGCAUAUCAUACGCAUUGUUUGAAUCCUCCACUGUCAGAAAUUCCUGAUGGCGAUUGGAAAUGUCCUCGAUGUUCUUGCCCACCGUUGAGAGGAAGAGUUGCAAAAAUAUUAACGUGGAGAUGGAAGGAAUGUUCGGAAACCCCGUCGGAAGAACCUUCUACGAGCAAGGCUGCACCUAAACAAAGAAAGAUGCGUGAAUUUUUUGUGAAAUGGGCGGAUAUGUCUUAUUGGCAUUGUGAUUGGAUAACAGAAUUGCAACUUGAUGUUUUUCAUCCACUUAUGUAUAGAAAUUAUUAUCGUAAAUAUGACAUGGACGAACCACCAAAAUUGGAAGAACCUUUGGAUGAAAGCGAUUCUCGCGUGAAACGAUUGAAAGAACAGGAUGGUGCUACCAACAGAGACGAGUACAAUCUAGAAGAACGAUUCUAUCGUUACGGCGUACGUCCAGAAUGGUUAGUCGUUCAUAGAGUGAUUAAUCAUCGAUUACAGAGAGAUGGCAGAGCUACGUAUCUUGUAAAGUGGAGAGAACUCGGUUACGAUCAAGCAACAUGGGAAGAUGAACAUGAGGAUAUACCAGGCUUGAAGCAAGCCAUCGAGUAUUAUUUGGAUCUAAGAGCUGCAAACUGUUGUGACGGUAGUUCGUCACGUAAAGGAAAAAAGGGAAAGAAAUCGAAGACUCGUGAGAUAAUUGAUGAUGAGGAAAGAACGCCGAAACGUUACACGCCACCGCCAGAUAAACCUACGACGGAUCUCAAAAAGAAGUAUGAGAGGCAGCCGGAGUAUUUAGAUCAAACUGGAAUGCAGUUACAUCCUUAUCAAUUAGAAGGCUUAAAUUGGCUAAGAUAUUCAUGGGGUCAAGGUAUAGAUACGAUAUUGGCCGACGAAAUGGGUCUAGGGAAAACUAUUCAGACUAUUACAUUCUUAUAUUCUUUGUACAAAGAAGGCCAUUGUAAAGGCCCAUUUUUGGUUUCUGUCCCUCUAUCGACCAUCAUCAAUUGGGAACGUGAAUUUGAAACUUGGGCGCCGGACUUUUAUUGUGUUACCUAUGUGGGUGACAAAGAUAGCCGUAUUGUGAUCCGUGAAAACGAGUUGUCUUUCGAAGAAGGUGCUGUGCGUAGUGGACGCGCUUCCAAAAUUCGUUCAUCGUCGAUAAAAUUUAAUGUUUUACUUACGAGCUACGAACUUAUUUCAAUCGAUUCUGCAUGCCUAGGCUCAAUUGAUUGGGCCGUUCUGGUUGUUGAUGAAGCACACAGAUUGAAGUCAAAUCAGUCAAAGUUCUUUAGAUUAUUAGCGUCUUACAACAUUGCGUAUAAACUGUUGCUGACUGGAACUCCACUACAAAAUAAUUUGGAGGAACUGUUCCACUUACUGAAUUUCUUGUGUCGUGACAAAUUCAACGAUUUAGCAGCUUUCCAAAACGAAUUUGCUGAUAUUUCUAAAGAAGAGCAGGUUAAAAAGUUACACGAAAUGCUCGGUCCUCAUAUGUUGAGAAGAUUGAAAGCUGAUGUACUGAAGAACAUGCCUAGUAAAUCCGAAUUUAUUGUACGAGUUGAGUUAUCACCAAUGCAGAAGAAAUAUUACAAAUAUAUAUUAACAAGGAACUUUGAAGCUUUGAAUCCCAAGGGUGGUGGUCAGCAAGUAUCAUUGUUAAAUAUAAUGAUGGAUCUCAAAAAGUGCUGUAAUCACCCGUAUUUAUUCCCCGCUGCAUCGCAAGAAGCACCGACUGGACCAAACGGAAGUUACGAGACAUCGGCAUUGAUUAAAGCAGCCGGAAAAUUGGUUUUACUGAGCAAGAUGCUGAAGAAAUUACGAGACGAUGGACAUAGGGUCCUUAUAUUUUCUCAAAUGACAAAGAUGUUGGAUAUUCUUGAAGAUUAUUUGGAAGGUGAAGGAUACAAAUACGAAAGAAUAGAUGGUAAUAUAACGGGUGCGCAACGUCAAGAAGCCAUUGAUAGAUUCAACGCUCCUGGCGCUCAGCAAUUUGUUUUCUUGCUUUCUACCCGUGCUGGCGGGUUAGGUAUCAAUUUAGCAACGGCAGAUACUGUAAUUAUUUAUGACUCCGAUUGGAAUCCACACAAUGAUAUUCAAGCAUUCAGCAGAGCUCACAGAAUAGGACAAGCCAACAAGGUUAUGAUUUAUAGAUUUGUUACACGUAACUCUGUAGAAGAAAGGGUGACACAGGUAGCUAAGCGUAAGAUGAUGCUCACUCAUCUGGUUGUGCGUCCAGGCAUGGGCGGUAAAGGCGCUAAUUUCAGUAAACAGGAGCUUGACGAUAUUUUACGGUUUGGUACGGAGGAAUUAUUUAAGGAAGAAGAAGGCAAAGAAGACGAGGCUAUUCAUUACGAUGAUAAAGCUGUCGCUGAAUUAUUAGAUAGAAGUAAAGAAGGUAUUGAACAGAAAGAGAAUUGGGCCAACGAGUACUUAAGUUCUUUCAAGGUUGCCUCAUACGUGACGAAGGAAGGAGAAACGGAAGAGGAGGCAGAUACGGAGAUAAUCAAGCAGGAAGCAGAAAAUACAGAUCCAGCGUAUUGGAUCAAGUUGCUUAGACAUCAUUACGAACAGCAACAGGAGGACAUCGCUAGAACACUCGGCAAAGGUAAACGAGUACGAAAACAAGUCAAUUACACUGACGGCGGUGUAACUGGCGACCAAGGCGCAAGAGAUGACCAGCCGUGGCAAGAAAAUCUGUCGGAUUAUAAUAGUGACUUUAGCGCUCCUAGCGACGAUGACAAGGAAGACGAUGACUUCGACGAGAAAGGUGAUGGAGACUUGUUGUCACGCAGAAGUAGACGCAGGUUGGAGAGACGUGACGAAAAGGAUAGACCUUUGCCGCCUUUACUUGCAAGAGUAAAUGGAAAUAUCGAGGUACUUGGUUUUAAUGCAAGACAACGGAAAGCGUUCCUUAAUGCAAUUAUGCGCUAUGGAAUGCCACCGCAGGAUGCUUUCAAUUCCCAAUGGUUGGUACGCGAUUUGCGUGGAAAAUCCGAAAAAAAUUUUAAAGCCUACGUAUCGCUGUUUAUGCGACAUCUUUGCGAACCAGGCGCUGAUAACGCAGAAACGUUCGCAGACGGUGUGCCGCGAGAAGGUCUUAGUCGGCAGCACGUAUUAACAAGAAUUGGUGUAAUGUCUUUAAUAAGAAAGAAGGUGCAAGAAUUUGAACAUAUAAACGGUUACUAUUCAAUGCCGGAGAUGAUACGAAAACCAGUAGAACCUGUGAAAGUUGGUGAAGGGGUUGGUGAUGCAGCAACCGGCACUAGUAGUACUAGUGCUACACCAGCCACCUCAAAUGCUCCUAGCCCUAGUCCUGCCGCCACACCAACUCCGACUCCGACUUCGACAUCUGGUACGGGCAAUGAAACUAACAAGACGAAUUCUGAUUCAUCUGAAGCUAAAGAAUGUAGAGAUGAAUCGAAAGAUAAAGAGAGUGGUGACACAAAGGAUUCUAAGGAAGAUCCAAAAAGCUCUAAGGAAGACGAUGAAACGAGUUCUGAAAAAGAUAAGGAAAAAGAGGAUGUCAAGAAGGACGAGAAGGAUGCUGAGACAGAGACUACUGAGAAGGAAAAAGAUAAAAUUGAUACAAAAGAUGAAAAGGUUACAGUAAAACAUGAGGAUAAAGCGGAGAAUAGUGAAAAUAAGCUCAAAUCUGAAUCCGAGGAAGAUAUUGUUAUCGUUAAGGAUGAUGAGGAGGAAGCUGAGAAACGAGAGGAGAAAGAUAACAAAGAGAAGGAAGUAAAGGACUGUGAUGCAGAUGUAAUAAAGCCUAAGCGCAAGUUCAUGUUUAACAUAGCCGACGGUGGCUUCACGGAAUUGCAUACGCUCUGGCUGAACGAGGAAAAAGCUGCCGUUCCUGGUCGUGAUUACGAAAUUUGGCAUCGUCGUCAUGAUUAUUGGUUGUUGGCUGGUAUUGUCACGCAUGGCUAUGGCCGUUGGCAGGACAUACAAAAUGACAUUCGAUUUGCGAUCAUCAAUGAACCAUUCAAGAUGGAUGUGGGGAAAGGAAACUUUUUAGAGAUAAAAAAUAAGUUCCUGGCGAGACGUUUCAAACUUUUGGAACAGGCGUUAGUAAUUGAAGAACAGUUGAGGCGAGCUGCCUAUCUGAAUUUAACACAGGAUCCAAAUCAUCCUGCUAUGAGUCUUAACGCGCGAUUUGCCGAAGUUGAGUGUCUCGCCGAAUCCCACCAACAUUUGAGCAAGGAGAGCCUCGCGGGUAAUAAACCUGCCAAUGCGGUGUUACAUAAGGUGUUAAAUCAGCUGGAAGAAUUACUUUCUGAUAUGAAAUCAGAUGUAAGUCGCUUGCCAGCAACAUUGGCUCGCAUUCCUCCAGUUGCUCAAAGACUGCAAAUGUCAGAGAGGUCAAUACUGAGCCGACUUGCAGCCACAGCACCUGGCGGAAGCAGUACUCAGUCGGGUCAAGCUGCGUUAUUGGCACAGCAAUUUCCAGCAGGUUUCUCAGGAGGACAGUUACCGGCCACCUUCGCCGGUGCCGCUAAUUUCGGCAAUUUUCGACCACAAUACUCAGUACCAGGCCAACCACCGCAAGGAUUUACAGGUUUGUAG
Molecule: messenger RNA, 6331 nt
Organism: Odontomachus brunneus
Lineage: Eukaryota; Metazoa; Arthropoda; Insecta; Hymenoptera; Formicidae
Gene: Mi-2
Product: chromodomain-helicase-DNA-binding protein Mi-2 homolog
Exons: 24
Coding region: 431-6331 (1966 amino acids)
Biological process (GO): negative regulation of transcription by RNA polymerase II; chromatin remodeling
Cellular component (GO): chromatin; nucleus
Molecular function (GO): ATP hydrolysis activity; ATP binding; ATP-dependent chromatin remodeler activity
Source: RefSeq, a predicted model, not a curated record